AUGCCUCGAGGAAAGCGACAAGCGCUACCCGGCCUCGCUCGACACCGUGCUGGCCAUGACGCCAUUCUCUACUGGCUCACCGAGUCCUUCAACCGCGCCAUGUUGGAAUACCGAGCGCUUGCGGGGACGGUCGGCGGGCCCGUCACAGUCUUCCCCACUUCCCCGGCCACGCCGUUUGGAUCCUCGGCGUUCCCCGGCGAGAUCUCCGCCCCUCCGCGGGCUUGGGCCGAGCAAUUGAUUACGAACCUUGUGUUUUACAAGCCCCACGAGCGAGCAAGUCGUCCACACCUGCCGUGCGUGGGCGGACACUUCGCGCCGAACGGCACUGACUCAGUGCACGACAAGCUGUACCUGCAUCGAAAAGUGGGCCCCCGACUCCGGCUCCGCUCCGAGCUGUGGGGCGGCCGGACGGCCCGGAAGGGCUUCUAUGACACCCGCCUGGUCUCCACGUCGGCCGGUCUGGCCCGUUCUCGAUACCAUUGCCUGAUCAGCAAGUUGCAUGCCUGA
Molecule: messenger RNA, 507 nt
Organism: Thermothielavioides terrestris NRRL 8126
Lineage: Eukaryota; Fungi; Ascomycota; Sordariomycetes; Sordariales; Chaetomiaceae
Exons: 4
Coding region: 1-507 (168 amino acids)
Source: RefSeq, a predicted model, not a curated record